AUGGCCGCGUACUUUACCGUGCGCUGGAGAGUGUACUUGGGCGACUGGCAGCGAGAUAAUCCUUCCCUAUGGGUGCCGCAAGCUGAGGCGCAGCGGCGUGCGUACCGGCACUUGCUACAAAAAUUUCUCGCGACGCUGCACGUCGAUCAUGUCCACGGGGCCGAUCCACUGCAGAAUGGCGCAAAGAAUGUAUGGCAGAAGCGUGCAGCUGCGCAGCAGAAUAUGGACCAGAUAACACUGGAUGUACAGCGGAUGCAGCUCGGCACGGAUAUGCAGGAAGCGCUCACACGGAUCUUAUUUGUAUGGUCUUGCAUGCACAAGGACCUGGGGUACAAGCAAGGAAUGCACGAGAUUGCGGAAUGGCUAUGGAGAUUGCGUGCACGAGAGAGUAUCAUGGAUAAUACGGCACAUGGCGUGCAGGACAAGGGCACAAGCGCGGAAGCAUGCGAGUCUGCUGCGUCGCUCUCUGCAGCACAGUUUGCAACACUGCUAUCGCAGGAUGCUGUGGAAGACGAUACCUAUUUUCUUGUGUCGAGUGUGCUUGAGCGACUUCUUCCGCAAUUCAAUGCCGAGCGUGCGGGCUCGCCCGCGCUGCUCAAAGCGCUCCUGCACCGCGUUGAUCCUCUGCUGGCCAAGCACCUCGCAGAGAUCCAUGUGGACUGGCAGCCUGUGCUGCUGCGGUGGCACCGGCUGCUCUACCUUAACACAUUUCCAGCAGACGAGAUCUUGAUGUUGUGGGACGCACUAUUUGCCAUCGAUCCAGCAUUGCAGCUAAUGCAGUACGUUUCUGCAGCGAUGAUCGUUCGCCAGCGCGAUCAGCUGCUUGUCGAUGGCCCCACCGACGCGAUGCAUCAUUUGCUGCACUACGGGGAUCAAGAACCGCGGCCAAGCGCCGCGCUCCUUGUGGAGCAAGCGUUGAAGCUCCAGCUGCAUCCGUCGCUGGACACGGUCGAGGAGAUUGUGCGCGAAAACAAGGCCAUGGUUGGCGCACAGCACGCUCACAAUGCGCCGCCGCCAGAAUGCGCGGAGCCACAUGCGCCACUCCGGCUCGCCGAGCUUACCAAAAUCAAGGCGCAGCAAUUCGCCACAGACAUUAUGCGACGCGCGCCGUUUUUCCGCCCCACCCUUGGAACGGAGCCCGCAUGGGGUCCACUCGCAGAGGAUCGGCUGCACACGGAGCCGUGCAACAUUGAUACCCAGCGCCGACAAGCGAUGCUCUCAUUUGACGAUGUAAAACACUCGUACAUGCAAUAG
This is a messenger RNA of Malassezia vespertilionis, 1254 nucleotides long. RefSeq lists its product as uncharacterized. Gene Ontology annotation, molecular function: GTPase activator activity. Bases 1 to 1254 code for a protein of 417 amino acids. The record is from RefSeq and is a predicted model, not a curated record. NCBI's taxonomy places the organism in Eukaryota, Fungi, Basidiomycota, Malasseziomycetes, Malasseziales, Malasseziaceae. The transcript has 2 exons. Gene Ontology annotation, biological process: activation of GTPase activity.